Emiliania huxleyi CCMP1516 is the source of this 826-nucleotide messenger RNA. RefSeq lists its product as hypothetical. Lineage: Eukaryota; Haptophyta; Isochrysidales; Noelaerhabdaceae. The coding region runs from base 520 to 768 and encodes 82 amino acids. The transcript is spliced from 3 exons. The record is from RefSeq and is a predicted model, not a curated record.
GAGUAGGCGAAGGCACGAGCUCGCGCCGCCGCCGCCUGGAGGCGCAGCGACUCCACCGUCGCCUUGAGCCCCUCGACCUCCCGCUGCAGCUGCUUGACCUACAAUCGGGCACCCCCCUCGGCAUCCUCUCGGCUGCGCUCGAGCUGCCCCCCUCGCCCCUCCGGCUGCAGGCUGCUUCACCUCGCCGACGAGCGUGUCGCGCGUGCCAUGCAGCCGCGACGACGCCUUGUACGGCCCUCCACGCGUCGAGAUCUCCAUCGCCCGCUUGAAGAGGCCUCGCGCGACGGCGCUCUCGGCCACCACCGGCCCGCGCAGCUCGAUGGACAGCGACUGCUUCGAGGGGGUCCGCCCGCCUGUUCACAGCGAGGGGUGUGAAAGAGGCCUCGCUGCUGCAGCGACUGCUUCGCGGGGGUCGGGGUCGGGGUCGGGGUCGGGGUCGGGGUCGGGGUCGGGGUCGGCCCGCCCGCAGAGGCCACCCGCGGCUCCUUGGAGAGAGUGAGCGGCGGGAUGAGGACCCGCAUGAGCUCGUCCUCCUCCGCCGCCGGCGCCGCCCUCUCCACCUCCACCUCCGCCUCCGCCUCCGCCUCCGCCUCCGCCUCCGCCGCCUCCGCCUCCGCGUCCACUGCUCCCGCUCGCACCGCCCGCCGCGUGGGUGACUGUCCUCCCAGGAUCGGGUCGAUGGCGGACCACUUGUCGGCAGUCGAGCCCGCGCCGCCGCGCCUCGCCUCGGGCCCCUCGAGCACCUGUUAUCACUCAUCGACUACUUAAUUACUAAUUCGGCCGCGCCCCGCCUCGCCCCCCCGCUCGAGCGCCAUCUCGAUGGGCG